CUUUUUUGUGUGAGAUACACAGGAAAAGAAAGGAAAGCAUCGUCACAGCCCAAAAAAAGGAAAAGGAGAUGCUGCUACAAGAGUACUUGCCUCAACAAUGGCAGCUCCUCCUCCUCCUUGCUAUGCUACCUCUCCUCUCCAUUUUCAUACUUGUAGGAGCAGGAUGGCGAAGGGGCAGCAGCACUAGGUACCACCUCCCUCCGCACCCGCCGGGGCUGCCCAUCCUCGGCAACCUGCACCGGAUGGGUGCUCUCCCACACCAGAGCCUCCGGGAGAUGGCGCGGCAGCACGGGCCCGUGAUGAUGCUGCGGCUGGGGACGGUGCCCACGUUGGUGGUGUCGUCGGCUGACGCGGCGCGGGACGUGCUCAAGACGCACGACGCCGACUGCUGCAGUCGCCCGGACACGCCAGGGCCCAGGCGGUUGUCAUACCAGCACAAUGACGUGGCCUUCAGCCCCUACAGUGAACAAUGGCGAGAGCGGCGCAAGCUCCUGGUCGUCGAGUUCCUCAGCAAGCGCCGCAUCCAGGCCACCUGGUAUGCCAGGGAGGCUGAGGUGGGUAAACUGGUGAGCGGACUAGCAGUAGCUAGCGUUAAUGGACAGGGACCAGUAUGUCUGGAGGAUCACGUCUUCGGGUACAUGGACGGCUUCGUCGGCACGGUGGCGUUCGGUAACAUGUACGGCACAGAGCACUUUGCGCACAAGGAGCACUUCCACCACGUGAUUGACGAGGCCAUGAUGGUGAGGUCUAGCUUCUCCGCCGAGGACUACUUCCCCAACGCCCUUGGCCGCCUCGUUGACCGCCUCACCGGCGUAGCCUCCCUCCGCGAGAGGGUGUUCAAGGAGUUCGAUGCCUUCUUUGAGAUGAUGCUUGGCCAGGCCAAGCCCGACAAUGACGGCUGUGUCGGCCUCAUCGACGUCCUCAUCGGCCUCAUGAAGGAGAAGCACCAAGGCCCUUUCAGGGUCAGCAGAGACGUCGUCAAGGCGCUACUAACGAACACAUUUAUCGGUGCCGUGGACACAGGCGCGGUGACCAUUAUUUGGGCAAUGGCGGAGCUGGUUCGGAACCCACAUGUGCUGAACAAGGUGCAAAACGAGAUCAGAACUAUGGCGGGCAACAAAGAGAGGGUGCAGCAAGACGAUGUGGCCAAGCUGGAGUAUCUCAAGAUGGUGGUCAUGGAGACAUUGCGCCUGCACCCGGCGUUGCCCCUUCUUGUGCCGAGGGAGACCAUGCGGCACAUCACCGUCUCUGGUUACGAUGUUCCCGCAAAGACGAGGAUCUUGGUGAACGCAUGGGCCAUUGGGAGGGACCCAACCAACUGGGAAAACCCCGAGGAGUUCAUCCCGGAAAGAUUCGAGGGCGAGGAGGAUGUGAACUUCAACCGGGCACAGUUUGAAUUCCUACCCUUCGGUGCUGGACGUAGGAUGUGCCCCGGGAUAGACAUGGGGUUAGCCACCACAGAGUUCACCCUGGCAAACUUGCUCUACUGCUUCGACUGGGAGCUCCCGGAGGGGCUGAGAAGUGAGGACAUGAGCAUGGAAGAGGCAGGAGGACUCACCAUCCAUAAGAAGAUGCCGCUCUUGCUGGUGCCGACAAGAUACAAGUGUGGUAACGCUAGCUGAUCAAGCAUAUAUGUGUGAAGGGAGACCUCAAAGUUGAUGGUAAAGCUUGCAGGAAGGCCUCAAAGUUGUGCCAGUUAAGAUCGAUUAUGAGGCAAUGAGUGAAAAUUCAUGGGUAUUAGGAGUUGAAGUUUAUGCUUUGGAGGUGCAUGAAACUAUCUAGCUGGGAUUGAAAACUAGAGAGAUCUUUUCUUCUAGCUUCAGUAAUGGUUAUUCACAUAGAGAUAUUCAGACACAUUUAAACUAUUGGCAUGAUACAUGCUGGUGCUAGUGAGUUUUAUGAUAGUUUCGGUAUUCAUCUACUGCAUGCUUCCUGUGGAAAUACUUGUAUGUUGCAAAAGUAUAUGUUUGACACGGUUGAUGCAUGUUGAACCA
Messenger RNA from Triticum aestivum (bread wheat), 1994 nucleotides. Its product is annotated as 4-hydroxyphenylacetaldehyde oxime monooxygenase. The transcript is spliced from 2 exons. NCBI's taxonomy places the organism in Eukaryota, Viridiplantae, Streptophyta, Magnoliopsida, Poales, Poaceae. The record is from RefSeq and is a predicted model, not a curated record. Gene Ontology annotation, molecular function: heme binding; iron ion binding; monooxygenase activity. Bases 69 to 1622 code for a protein of 517 amino acids.